CUGGGUGGGUCGCUCCAGUGCGUCUACAGGACUCGGGGAAGGAGGGAGGCAGUUCUUGGUCAUCAGGCGUCCCUUGCUCAUUAGGAGACCCUUGCUCGUCAGGAGACGCAUCCUAGUCAUGUCUUCAAAGGAGCCCCAAGAUGGCCCAGAGCCCCAAGAUGGCCCAGAGCUUCAAGAUGGCCCAGAGCCCCAAGAUGGCCCAGAGCCCCAAGAUGGCCCAGAGCCCCAAGAUGGCCCAGAGCUUCAAGAUGGCCCAGAGCCCCAAGAUGGCCCAGAGCCCCAAGAUGGCCCAGAGCCCCAACAAGGCCGGAGGCGCAAGAGAACCAGGUUCAACAAGAACCAAUACAAGAUUCUUAUUGAUGCCUUUGAAGCUGACGCUUACCCUGAUAUUAAUGUCCGAGUAGAACUCGCAAAUCAAAUACAAAUUCCUGAGCCAAGAAUCCAGGUCUGGUUUCAGAACAGGAGAGCGCGAAUUUCAAUGAAGAAUGCCCAGAAGAUGAAAAAGCCCCACGUCGUUCCAGGACCCACUCAGGGGGAGGUCGGUGCCCCAGUUCAGCGUGGAAACGGCGACCCAGUUCCAGGAUCCAGCCAGGGCGGACUUUAUGCGCCAGUUCCAGAAUCCAGUCAGGGUGGACUUUAUGUGCCAGUUCCAGGAUCCAGUCAAGGUGGACUCUAUGCCCCAGUUCCAGAAUCCAAUCAAGAUGGACUUUAUGCACCAAUUCCAGGACCCAAUCAAGGUAAAUUCUGUGCCCCCAGCUUCUCUUGCCAGCAGGGUCCUCUGGCAGCCCAGAGAGAUGCCAGCCACUUCUGGAAUCCAGAGGAUAUUCCCGGUCAAGCUAUUUUCUUGGGGUAUUUUGGUAACAGGGGUGUGAAUAUUGCCUUGCCCAACACAGAAAUUCCAGCUGAAGAGCCUUCUGGAAACCCAAACUGCUCUUUCUUCUCAGGCUUCAGCCCCACUUUUCUUACCACUUCCCAACAGCCCUUUUCAUGGGCAGAAGCUGGCAGUGCAGAUUUGGGGGGCCUUGGGAUGCCACUGGCUGGGAACCAGGCGCUGCAGGACUGGAGGCAGCAUCCUCCUUCUGGUGAACAGCAAUCAUGGUGGAACCAGCAGCCUUCACCUCCACCUCUGCCAACAGCUGUGCGGGAGCCACAGGUGCCACCCCAGCAGCUGCUGUCCCAGAACCCUGAGGCCUGGGAGCCACCACAAUCCCAUUCACCCCUUCUGCCAUUUCCAGCCUCUUCAUCCCCUCAGCCACAUCUGCCCCAGGCACAUCUCGCUUCUCCUCCACGUCUGAUCUUGCCUCAGGCCAUCCGGGAGAGGUACCUGUGGGCCAUAGGAGCCGUUUCCAUCCCUACCUCCAACAAAGGACCUUGGUGGGACACCGUAGGGCAUCCCAGGCCUCAGCCCCUGAGGCUAUGGGAGCAACACUUGAAGCCCCUACGACAGCAAAGUGAUGGAAAUAACCUAAGUACGUGUGAGUUGAUAGGAGACAUUAAAUCAGCUAAGGCUCAUCUAUACCUUUAAUGCUAUGCAAAAUUGAAAGGCAUUUGAAGAAUUGUGUUCUUUCCCUUGGAGAGGUCUCCUAGCCAUACUUCUCAGGAAAUGAAGACGUCAGGAUGGAAGGGCAGACAGUGCAACGGAUAUGGGCAGGCAGAGGACCCAGUGGGUUUCCUUAGAUGAAAGGGAAACAGAGCUUUAAAAGCCCAUCUGUCCUGUCUUUUAUGGUUGAACAACAUGGAGCACUUCAAUUAUUUUACAAACUGUGGAAGGGAUGGAGGGAUAGGGUGAGGGCUGAUUUGUAGACAUAUAUCCAGUCAUCAAUAAAAAGAUGAUGGCUAUUUCUGUGCAUCUGGAAUGGAUCCUCCCCCCACCCUCCUUUUUUUGGUCGCACCCACAGAACGU
Messenger RNA from Sus scrofa (pig), 1903 nucleotides. RefSeq lists its product as uncharacterized. The record is from RefSeq and is a predicted model, not a curated record. Gene Ontology annotation, molecular function: RNA polymerase II transcription regulatory region sequence-specific DNA binding; DNA-binding transcription factor activity, RNA polymerase II-specific. Gene Ontology annotation, biological process: regulation of transcription by RNA polymerase II. NCBI's taxonomy places the organism in Eukaryota, Metazoa, Chordata, Mammalia, Artiodactyla, Suidae. Gene Ontology annotation, cellular component: nucleus.